UUGUGUCAUGUUUAUCUCGAUAUCGCAUGGUUUCCAAUAAAAACUUUGGAGGUCAAGUGUAGUAGGCGUAUUUAUAUCAAAACGAGGCUAUGCGCCGCGUCUGCGGGGGCGGUCAUUAACUGGGUCGCGCGGGGACAAAGACCUCAGUCGGGGGAGCGGGCGGCGGGGUGCGGGCCGGAGGGAGGGAGGGAGGUUUCGCUUUCCACCGGAGCUCCCUUCGAUGUCAGCUUGCUGCUCUCUCGUCUAAGUUCGUGUGAACCACCCCCCGACGGUGCGUGCACAGUCUCCACAAUGAAUGUUUACCGUUCGCGCUCUCGAUAG
Messenger RNA from Danaus chrysippus (African queen), 321 nucleotides. NCBI's taxonomy places the organism in Eukaryota, Metazoa, Arthropoda, Insecta, Lepidoptera, Nymphalidae. The record is from the annotation of a GenBank genome assembly.